Molecule: messenger RNA, 1101 nt
Organism: Paramecium tetraurelia
Lineage: Eukaryota; Ciliophora; Oligohymenophorea; Peniculida; Parameciidae
Exons: 1
Source: RefSeq, a predicted model, not a curated record
AUGAAUAACUCUCAAUCUACAUAUAGUAACAAUUCAAGAUUUGUAUCUUCUCAUAGAGAUCCGCUUCAAAAAUACAAAGAGAGUUUGAAAGAAAAAUUUAAGCUGAUGUAUGAUUAAAUUGAAGAGCAAAAAUUUACAAAUCCAUUUGUUCUCCAUGAAGGAACAAUAUUUCUAACAGAAUAACAAUCAUUAAGAUCCUUCUUAAAUUCAACUCAAAAAUUAGUCGAACUUUCUCAAUUCCAAGAUGAAUAAAUCUCUGUAAAAAGAGAUAAUUAAAUAAUACCUCUAAAUGCAGAACCAUGUAACUCAACCAUUAAGAAAAUUAGACCAAGAAUAUUUGAUCCACCUCAUUUUCCACAGCCCCUCAUAUUGAGUUUAGUUAAAACAUCCUACAUACAAAAUACUCUCGAGCAACUUCAUGAAAAUAAGAACGGCUAAACCAAUUUUAAAGAAGAUAAACUAAAUCUAUAUACUCCAAUUCAACCAAUUCCAAUUCAAAAACCAAAAUCCUCAAUUGGAACUUAAGUUAAUUAAACCAUAGAACAUCAAGAGCAGCAAAACGUAUCAGUUUAAUACAGUAUUAAUAUAGAUUAAUAUUAAUCUUAAAAUCACAGUUUUCAAUCUUAUAUUGAUAGAUAUUAUGAUUAUUAGUAAUAAGAGUAGUGUAUUGAUAGAAAGUAAAAUAAAUCUGAAUCUAAGUUUUAGAAUGAAAAUGAUGAUUAUUUCUAUAUGUUUUGUUUAGAAUGUUAAUAAUUUGUAAGAAUGUACAAGAACAAUCAUAAUUAAUUCCAUUAAAGACAUUGUAAGACUUUAAAAUAUGAAAAUACUUUUUCCGAAUUUAUAGGAAAAUUCAAAUACUUGUUAGUUUAUGAAACUAAUUAAAUGAGAGACUAUGAUGAAAGGUGUAUAAAAAUAAGGAAAUAUUGUCAUGUAGCUUCAGAAAUUUGCACUGUGCUACAGAAAACGUUUUGCAACAAGAGAAUUAAUUAGCUGAAGGUAGAUCUAAUUAAAAUCCAUAAUGAAGUUUAUAAACUACAUGAUACACAUUCAAUGAAAAUCUAUUAAUUGUUUUAAUAAAUGAAGAUUUAAUUGGCGGUUUGA